AUGGAGGUAAAUUGUUUAACACUAAAAGACCUGAUCAACCCCAGACUAGAUUUUGCAAUUGAAGAUGGGGAAAAUGCCCAAAAGGAAAAUAUAUUUGUUGAUCGCUCAAGGAUGGCCCCAAAGACACCAAUAAAAAAUGAACCAAUUGACUUAUCGAAACAAAAAAUCUUCACUCCAGAAAGAAAUCCCAUCACUCCAGUUAAGCUUGUCGACAGACAGCAAGCAGAACCAUGGACACCCACCGCUAACCUAAAGAUGCUCAUUAGUGCUGCCAGCCCAGACAUAAGAGACCGAGAGAAGAAAAAAGGACUGUUCAGACCCAUUGAGAACAAGGAUGAUGCAUUUACAGACUGUCUGCAGCUUGAUGUUGUUGGGGACAGUGCUGUGGACGAAUUUGAAAAGCAAAGGCCAAGCAGAAAACAGAAAAGUUUAGGACUCCUGUGCCAGAAGUUUCUAGCUCGCUAUCCAAGUUAUCCACUGUCAACUGAGAAAACUACCAUCUCCCUAGAUGAAGUUGCUGUCAGUCUUGGCGUUGAAAGGAGACGCAUCUACGACAUUGUGAAUGUGCUGGAGUCGCUGCAUCUGGUCAGCCGGGUGGCCAAGAAUCAGUAUGGCUGGCACGGACGGCACAGCCUGCCGAAAACCCUGAGGAACCUCCAGAGGCUAGGAGAGGAGCAGAAAUACGAAGAGCAGAUGGCGCACCUCCAACAGAAAGAGCUCGACCUGAUGGAUUAUAAAUUUGGGGAACGCAAAAGAGAUGGCUGUCCAGAUUCCCAGGAUCCACAGUUACUGGAUUUCUCUGAACCGGACUAUCCCUCUUCAUCUGCAAACAGUAGAAAAGAUAAGUCUCUGAGAAUUAUGAGCCAGAAAUUUGUCAUGCUGUUCCUGGUCUCCAAAACCAAGAUUGUUACUCUUGACGUGGCUGCCAAAAUACUGAUAGAAGAAAGCCAAGAUACGCCGGAUCACAGUAAAUUUAAAACAAAGGUACGACGCCUCUAUGACAUAGCCAAUGUUCUGACCAGCUUGGCACUGAUAAAGAAAGUGCAUGUAACAGAAGAGCGAGGCCGGAAACCCGCCUUCAAGUGGAUUGGGCCUGUGGAUUUCAGUUCCACUGAUGAAGAACUAGUGGAUGUUUCUGCAUCUGUCCUACCAGAAUUGAAAAGAGAAACAUACGGCCACAUUCAAUUAUGUGCAAAACAGAAGCUUGCUCGACAUGGCUCCUUUAACUCAGAUCAGGCUUCUGAGAGGAUCCAGAGGAAAGUGAACUCAGAACCCAGCAGCCCUUACAGAGAAAAACAAGGGUCAGGGGGCUACUCCUUAGAAAUCGGAAGUCUGGCAGCUGUCUACAGACAGAAAAUAGAAGACAAUUCACAGGCAGAAGCUUUUGCCAAUCAGAGAGCGAUACCUCCGUCAAGCAGCCUGGAGGCCGCUGCUCCUUUCCCCGGCCUCUCUGUUGACUCAGAAUACUGUGUUAAUGCCUUGGCCCACCCAGUACUUUCCGUGGCUCCAACGGACUUGCAGGCCUUCUCUGCCCAGAAUGGUCUGAACGGACAAGGAGGUGUCUCCCUCGCCUCUGCCGCCCUGGACGCGGAGAGCCUGAAGCCAGCUCUGCUGGCCGGCCAGCCCCUGAUGUACGUGCCCUCCACCUCGCUGUUCAUGCUGUGUGGGAGCCUGCAAGAGCCGCCGUCCCCGGGGUCAGGGUCAGAGAGGGACAGCAGGGGCUCGGAAGGCACAGCAGAGCGCUCAGCCACGCCCUCAGUUCAGAAGCGCCUAGGGGAGGAGAGGAAGCCCCAGGAGGAGGAAGAGCCGGCCACGAAGAGACAAAGCAGGGACUACGAAGACGGCCCCCUCUCCCUCGUCAUGCCCAAGAAACCCUCAGAUUCCACAGACAUUGCCUCUUCCAAGACCGUGGAUAAAAGGGGACCUGCACCCCAUGAAGACAUUCACAUGAACGGACAACUUUCUGCUGCAAAGGAGGUUUUGGGGAAGGCUACAGCAGACUGCUUCAUUUCUUCUGAGUGGGGAAAUCCUUCUAGAAAUACAGAGAUAGAAAAGCCUUCGAAAGAAAAUGAAAGCACCAAAGAGCCCUCUUUGCUGCAGUAUCUUUACGUGCAGUCGCCAGCAGGAUUAAAUGGUUUCAGUGUGCUCUUAUCUGGCAAUCAGACCCCCCGUGCUGUGGGACCGUCUUCAGGUCAGCUGCCGCCGCUCAGUGUUCCAUGCAUGGUCUUGCCAUCGCCGACGCUGGGCCCUUUUCCUGUUCUCUAUUCACCCACGAUGCCCGGGCCGGUGUCCUCUGCUUCCAGUGCUCUCCCAAGCACGGGACCUGUGAAUCUUGGCUUGCCCGGCCUUGGAUCAACAGCUCACCUUCUCAUCGGCCCUGCUGCCCUGGUUAAUCCAAAGUCAUCGACACUCCCCUCCACAGAUGCUCAGCUUCAGGGUCCACACUCACUUAACCUGAGUCCGGUGAUGUCAAGAUCACACAGCAUCAUCCAGCCCGAGUCCCCCGUUUACGGAGGACAUCCAGCCUCUGUGGUUAAAUUACAACAGUCACCAGUUCCAGUGACCCCCAAGAGCAUCCGACGCACACAUCGAGAGACGUUUUUCAAGACGCCUGGCAGCCUCGGGGACCCUGUCCUCAGGAGAAGAGAAAGGAAUCAGUCACGAAACACCAGCUCAGCACAGAGGAGGCUCGAAAUCCCCAGCGGCGGGGCCGACUAACCUGACGCUUUGCCCAGCAGGGGUGAGAUGGAGGGGCCUGAAUUUCCCUGUGUUACAGGUCAUGUCCUAAUGGUGAACAGAAACUAGAACGCAAACCAUCUGGUCUUCAGCAUGCAUCCUUCCUCUCUCCUGCAUCCCCUGGUUCUAAUGUUAACUAUCCAUCUUCAGGAAGCACCUAUUUUCCUGAAAGUAAUUUUUCCUAAUUGUGCAUUUCUUACCAGUUAGAGUCCAGACUCUGUUCGUGGUGUCACAGUGGAAGCACCAACUGACUGUUGUGGUUUUCAUUCAAGAAUCAUCUUGUUGCUGGAAGGAGAUCUGAACAGCCUCCUGGAGCCUUGUGGUUUUUCUAAAGUGGGGGAGGCCCGUCUAGCACUUAACUGGGUUGAGCGUUCUUGACGUGUAUUCCCACUCACCCCGAGUAGAUCUGUGGUGAGAGAAACUUCCUUU
Molecule: messenger RNA, 3165 nt
Organism: Lagenorhynchus albirostris (white-beaked dolphin)
Lineage: Eukaryota; Metazoa; Chordata; Mammalia; Artiodactyla; Delphinidae
Gene: E2F7
Product: E2F transcription factor 7
Exons: 12
Coding region: 1-2718 (905 amino acids)
Biological process (GO): regulation of transcription by RNA polymerase II
Cellular component (GO): RNA polymerase II transcription regulator complex
Molecular function (GO): RNA polymerase II cis-regulatory region sequence-specific DNA binding; DNA-binding transcription factor activity, RNA polymerase II-specific
Source: RefSeq, a predicted model, not a curated record